CACCCUUGACUGGUGAUGUGCAGUGAUGUAUAUAAUGAUGUAUAAAUGCGGUCUUACAUUUGUUGUGUAGAAACCUAACCUAUGGCAACAUUCUUUUCUAUUGACAUUAUGUACCUUUCGAAACGUGAGUUAUUGAUUAAUGACAUGUUAUAGUUUUCAAGAUCGAAAUAAUAUGACGAAGUGCGAAUUGAAUCAAAUAUUUCUGGGCGAAAUAGUAUCCGUUCAAAAUUACGGAGCUUUUAUCAGAAUACCAGGUAUCUCGCAACAAGGCUUAAUACACCGGACACAGAUAAGCUCGUCUCAUGUCGACAAUGUUGCAGAGAUUUUGCAAAAGGGUGAGAGAGUUUGGUGUAAAGUGAUCUCUGUAGCAGAGGAUGGCAAGAUAGGACUUUCUAUGAAACAUGUAAAUCAAGGGAAUGGCACAGAUUUGGACCCUAAUGGCGUGGAGCUGCAGAAAGACAUUCAACGUAAGAAAACUCUAGGUACAGUUCAACGGAAGGCUAUAAAGUUAGAGGCAGUACUCAAUACUACAUGCACAAAAUGCGGCACUAAGGGACACAUGUCCAAGGAUUGUUUCAUGCCUCCAGAUGGAAAGAAAUAUGAACUAAUCCCUGAAAUUGAGGAGGAGAGCAUACCGGAGCCAGUCAGCGAGAACAAAGAAAAGAAGAUAGAAAAAAAGCAUAAAUUGAAAAAGAAGAAGAAAAAGUCAAAAAAGAGCAAGCAAUCUACAGCAGAUGACAGUGAUAUGGAUGAAAAGGAGAGAAGUAAAAAGAAAAAAAAGAAAUCUUCCAAGGAACGCAAGAAGCACAGAAAAAAACAUAGCAGCAGCAGCUCAAGUAGCGACUCUUGUAAUAGUUCUUCUAGCCACGAUGUAAAGGCUCAUAAGCGAAAACAUUCGGAAGAUCGUGAGAUUCGUACAAAGAAGUGCAAACAUUCGAAAACUAAGCACCCAGAUUGAUUGACAAGUAAUUUUUUGCGCAAAUACAAUGGUCUAAUAUUCUACACACAACUUUUUGUAUGUAUAUAACAUAUAAUAUAAGCCUAAACAAUAUUAUUUCAAAAUUCAAAUGAAAUAUUCAGUGAUCAAAAUAUUCAACUUACUGGUGUCAGAUAUUUGUAAGUUAGGUGCACAUUUUCGGCUAGAACAUCUGCAGCUAAGUCAUAAUAUUGAUAUUUACAAUACAGAAGUAACAAAUUGGCAAAAGUCUCAGGUGGGAAUGGAUUUUGCUGCAGUAAAAACUGUAGCUUCUCGAAUCCUUCGUUUGGUUUUACAUCCAUGUUUAUCAAGGCCUGAUUGUGCAAAGUAACAGCGUCCAAUUCUUCUUCGGAACGCGGUGGCAUGUCUGUUAACGCCUCUUUCGCCGCAUCAUCUGCAGUUAAUAUAAAAAGCAGCAUAAGAAGCAUAUUUAUUUUCUAAAAAUUGUAAAGUGCAGCGAUGUAAAAUUACAAUUUUGCAAUUGAUAUUCUAUGGCAGCUUUCAAGUUGAACGCCUCUGUCAAAGCUGUCUCGUGCAGUGUCAACGUAUUUCCAACGCUUUGAACUUCAAUACCCUCAGUAGUCAUCCCCACACUUAACUCAGGAUGCUCUCUUAUACCGUGCUCAAUAAUACUAGCUGAAGCACAACAAAAUGUAAUUUGAAAUGAAUAAACAGAAUACAAAAUUA
Linepithema humile (Argentine ant) is the source of this 1663-nucleotide messenger RNA. RefSeq names its product zinc finger CCHC domain-containing protein 17-like. Gene Ontology annotation, biological process: RNA stabilization. Gene Ontology annotation, molecular function: RNA binding; zinc ion binding. The record is from RefSeq and is a predicted model, not a curated record. Lineage: Eukaryota; Metazoa; Arthropoda; Insecta; Hymenoptera; Formicidae.